Camponotus floridanus (Florida carpenter ant) is the source of this 2681-nucleotide messenger RNA. It is a transcript of the gene krz, whose product is annotated as beta-arrestin-1. Gene Ontology annotation, molecular function: G protein-coupled receptor binding. NCBI's taxonomy places the organism in Eukaryota, Metazoa, Arthropoda, Insecta, Hymenoptera, Formicidae. The transcript is spliced from 8 exons. Gene Ontology annotation, cellular component: cytoplasm. Bases 406 to 1662 code for a protein of 418 amino acids. Gene Ontology annotation, biological process: G protein-coupled receptor internalization; signal transduction. The record is from RefSeq and is a predicted model, not a curated record.
GCGAACGAGCCGCAGAAGGCGCUGGUUCGCGGUCGUGCCCGCAGCUCCGAAUCAGUAACCACGGUGCGCGUUUCCGACCGAUGAGCGGGCACAUCGGGACCAGCGGGCAUCCUCUUCGUACGCGAGACCCUCGGGGAUAAAUAAGACGGACGGGUGGUGCGGAGUGGCCGCCGAGGCAUCGCGUGGCACGUGCGGGUGAGUCGCAGGGGUGGUCGGCGAGUGUCGCGUGGGAGCGUCGCGUCGUCGCGACGCGUCGCACCGGGACUACGGUGACAGCAGCCCCAGGAGGAGCGUCCGAGGGUGUGGGCCUGCGGAGGAGUCUAGUGGGAGAGCUCGGAGUCGGACUUCUCGGAUACUGAGGACUCAAAUGAGCUAGAAGCCAGUGUCGGCCCCGAAAGCAACGCGAUGGACACUGUAGAUAGUGUCAACAAACGACAGGCCACUCGUGUCUUCAAGAAGUCCAGCCUCAAUGGCAAGAUCACCGUCUACCUCGGCAAGAGGGACUUCGUCGAUCACAUCACGCACGUCGACCCGAUCGACGGGGUCGUCCUGAUCGAUCCCGAUUACAUAAAGGAGCGAAAGGUGUUCGGUCACGUCUUAGCGGCGUUCAAGUACGGCAGGGAGGAUCUCGAUGUCCUCGGGCUGACCUUUCGCAAGGACCUCUAUCUCGCCGCGGAACAGAUCUAUCCGGUGGUGCAGGGAUCUCAGCCCCCCCGGGAGCUGACGCGAUUGCAGGAAAGGCUGAUCAAGAAGCUAGGGAGCAAUGCGUAUCCCUUUUACUUCGAGUUACCACCCCAUUGUCCUGCUUCGGUCACCCUACAACCGGCCCCGGGUGACACCGGCAAACCCUGCGGCGUCGACUAUGAGCUGAAGGCGUUCGUAGGUGAGACGCAAGAUGACAAACCGCAUAAAAGGAGCUGCGUGAGGCUAGCGAUCAGGAAGAUCAUGUACGCGCCCUCGAAACAGGGCGAGCAGCCAUCGGUGGAGGUCAGCAAGGAAUUUAUGAUGUCCCCGAAUAAAUUACACUUGGAGGCCUCUCUCGACAAGGAGCUCUAUCAUCACGGCGAGAACAUAGCUGUGAACGUGCACAUAGCAAACAAUAGCAACCGGACUGUGAAAAAGAUAAAAGUGUCGGUUAGGCAGUUUGCGGACAUCUGCCUGUUCUCCACGGCGCAAUAUAAGUGCACCGUCGCCGAGGCCGAGAGCGAAGAGGGAUGCCCAGUGGGCCCGGGUUUCACGCUCAGCAAGGUGUUCACUUUGACACCCCUCUUGGCCAACAACAAAGAUAAAUGGGGGCUCGCCCUCGACGGUCAGCUCAAACACGAGGACACCAAUUUGGCGUCCAGCACCCUUGUGGUUGACCCGUCGCAGCGUGAAAACCUUGGCAUAAUCGUCCAGUACAAAGUCAAAGUUAAACUUUGCCUCGGUGCUCUUGGAGGCGAGUUAGUUGCGGAACUGCCGUUUAUUUUGAUGCAUCCCAAACCGGAAGAGGAGGAACCAAUACCGUCCACAGCUCGACCAAGCCCUACGCACAAAACUGACAGCGGAGAAGUUCCGCUCGAUACAAAUCUGAUACAACUUGAUACGGAGGCGGACGGCGACGACGACAUAAUCUUCGAGGACUUUGCUCGUCUGAGGCUGAAAGGCGAGACGGAAGCUUGACCGUGUUCAGCAGAUUCCUCAUCGAUAUGCAUCGAUGCCCUCGAUCGUGUGACCCUGACGCCCCCGUGUCGCACACAAGACGGAAGCUGCACAAUGUCGCCAAUGAUGCCAAUAACAGCGACGCCGCAACAACAGACUUAAACGGCGUUUAUCGUUCAAAUUUGUUUUUGCGGAGUCGCUGCUACCCUUAAGUACAAAAUGUCCCCGACAUGACGGUUUACGCGGGACAUUUUAAGAUUUGUUGUCGCAUAAGAAAGUUGGGUGAAGAGGGAAAAGUCGAGGAGAAAAACUUCUCGAGGGGAAACUUGCGUGAAAGAGAGAAGGAGAAAGAGAGAGAGAGAGAGAGACGAAUUCCGAGCACGUUUGCUCGCUUUUCGCGGAUCUUUUUUAGACAGGCUUUUUCAAACGAAUACGCGAACCGGAAAUGACAUCGACAAAAUUCUCCUUCAACAAUCAUUUACUUUCACUGAUCGAAGAUGCGCAGGAAAUUAAAGUUUCCCGAAAAUAUUUUCUUCUUUCUUUUUUUUUUUUUUUUAAUAUCCUGCCCAUCGUUGUUCGUACAAUUUAUUAAGAUAAUCGAGCCGUUGUUAUUUAUGACGUGUGUUCGUCGUCGGAUCGUGACGAUCUUGAUUUAUGGGAAAAAGUACGAUUACGGCGAUUUCGUGAUUGACACUUAUUGCGAGUUUAACGCCGUCGCCAUUUUACGCUUUGUCUCCGAAGACUGAUUUUAGAAAGAAAAAUCCAAAAAUCUAGCUGAUGAGAUGUAUUUAUUGUAAAACUUUCAACAAUGAAAGAAAUUUUGCAAAAUAAUACGUAAUAUUUAUGUAAAUUUAGAACCGACAUUUUUCUUCGGAAAAGAUGCAAAUCGCAAUUGAAAAUCGCAAUUAAUUCAAUUGCAGUCAAUUUACCAAUUACCACAUUAACCCAUCUCAUAAACGCGAUUUGAUUAGAUGUCGCUUGAUUCAAUUAAUUAGCAAUAAAUCGUCAGUCGAUUAAAUAUUACGGGAUCGAUAGAAAUU